AACGUCCUUUACUUAUCUAGGUGCAGGCACGAACAUAUCCAGAGCCGUAAAGUUUUGAAAAUUACAAAAUAUUGAGAGGUUUUAUUGCCGGUGGAAGAAGACUUCAUCCAAUGGACAUAGAGUUCAUAAGGAAGGCAAUUAUGUAUGUCAGAAAAUGGUUUUACAUGUUAUCAACAGUUCCUCGGGAUUUGAGGGCUCUAGUGUGCUACACAAAAUUACAGUGGAAGGUUUGGCAUGCCAAAAGGAACAAUCUCUGUGUUCCUGAACUUUUUGAAACUGUUGCAUAUAAGAAGAGAAAUGACAUUGCAUUCUAUUUUAAAGAUGAGUCUUGGACAUUUUCACAGGUGGAUAUGCUGAGUAAUCAAAUAGGCAAUUACUUUGCCUUCAAGGGAGUGGAGCAUGGGGAUGUCAUUGGCCUUUUCAUGGAGAACCGUGUCCAGUAUAUUUGCAUUUGGCUUGGGCUUUGUAAGAUAGGAGCAAUACCAGCUCUGAUUAGUAGCAGCAUACGCUUGAAAUCUCUUCAGCAUUGCAUCAAAAUGGCAGUAUGCAAGGCUGUUAUCUGUGGAGCAGAGCUUCAGCAAGAAAUCUGUGACAUACAAGAUGAUAAAGAAAUCUCAAAACUUCAGGUCUUUGUGAGUGGUGUUGAUGAGAGGAAGCUUGUAAUCAAAGAUUGGGUGAACUUAGAUGCUGCUGUCUACAAUGGGGAUCCAACUCGCCCAGUGCAACUUCAGUAUGUCAACUUUGGUGAUGACAUGCUUUACAUUUAUACUUCAGGAACAACUGGCUUGCCCAAAGCUGUCAGAAUCACGCAUUCUAGAUUUCUUGUGUUCACAAGCAGCAUAUAUUACUUCAUGAAGCUUGAGCCCAGAGAUGUGAUAUACAACCCCCUCCCUCUCUUCCAUUCAUCAGGGGGCAUGCUGGGAACUGGUCAGGCUUUGUUGUUUGGCUGCUGUACUGUAAUAAAAGAGAAAUUUUCAUCAACAGAGUAUUGGACAGAUGCCAUAAAGUAUGGUGCAACUGCUGGACAAUACAUUGGAGAGAUGUGCCGUUACCUGGUUAAUCAACCAAAGAAGCCAGAGGAUACUAAGCACAAGAUACGUGUAAUGUUUGGCAAUGGGCUACGUCAUCACAUAUGGAAUGAUUUCAAGAAUAGAUUUCAGAUACCCAAGAUUUGUGAGUUUUAUGGCUCCACAGAAGGCAAUGCCAAUUUAAUAAACAUGGAAGGCCACACUGGAGCUGUUGGUUUUCUGCUAUUGACGGCACCUAAAAUAUACCCAGUAGCUCUCCUCAAGAUUGAUAACAAGACCAAAGAAAUUGUCAGAGGAGUCGAUGGAAUGUGCAUCAAGUGUAAACCAGGUGAGCCUGGAGAAAUCAUUGGAAUGAUCAAGAAAAAUUCAUUCAGUAAUUUCGAUGGAUAUGUAGAUGCAGAGGCAACACAACAAAAGAUUAUAAACGAUGUUUUCAAGAAGGGAGACUUUGCAUAUGUAUCAGGUGAUAUUCUAGUGAUGGACAAAAGAGGGUACGUUUACUUUGUAGACAGAACAGGAGACACUUUUCGAUGGAAGGGUGAAAAUGUUUCAACUAUGGAAGUGGAAGAUAUUAUCUACACAGUUACUGGCCAUAAUGAUGUUGCAGUAUAUGGAGUUCAGAUUCCUGGAUAUGAGGGUCGUUGUGGCAUGGCAGCCAUCUUGGAUCAAGAAAAAUCACUUGAUCUGGUAGACUUAUAUGCUGCACUUCAAAUGUCACUUCCAGUCUAUGCCCGCCCUCUGUUUAUCAGGGUGGUUAAGCAUUUGAAGAAGACUGAUACCUUCAAGAUAGAGAAAUACACUCUUCAAGAAGAAGGCUAUAAUCCCAGUAUUGUCAGUGGCCGGCUAUACUUCAUGGACCAAAGUGAUGGAGCUUAUGUUCCACUUACAGUUAGUCUUUACAGUAAGAUAGUAAAUCAUGAGGUAAGGGUAUAGGUUGUAGAGAAAAUACAAAUAGAGAUGAGUGAAGAGGUGGGGUAAUAGUUUGUAAAGGCAAUGUAAUUGAAAUGCUACUGUAUCAUGAAAGCAUUUUUCUCUUUCUUUUAUCACCUUAUAUUUUUCAGGAGAGUAUAUACCAGUUUAAUUUUAUGCAUAGAAAAUACAUGUACUAGGUAAUAUAUAACUAAAUAUUGUACAUACAUCUAAUUUCUGAACAUCUGAGAUUCAUUUGUGCUGCCUUAUAACACUCUUUAGUUGUCUUGUUUUUAUAAUAUUGACUAUCUUAUACACAUGUUAACUGCCUUAUACAAUUUUGUAAUAUGAAGAUGACUCAUCAAAAUGUUUCUAGAGAAUAAUAAUACACAUUUAUUAGUGGUACUUUUUGUGCAAUAAUGGAUUUUUGUUACAUGGCAUAUCAUAGUGUAAUAUUUCUUUAAAUGUUGACACUUUAGCUCAUAAAAAUUUUAUUUUCUGGAAAUGUUUAUUUUCCUGAGGAUAUUAUUGAUAACUUAUUUAUACGAGGAUAUUUUAUUACAUAACCAACAUGACAUUCAGGCUUAGUACAGUUAGCCUAUGAAUAAUGUUUAAAGAAAAAACACUCACAGUAUAUGUAUAUAAAAAUCUUGCCUAUUUUAGUGGGAUCAUGUAUUUAUGAUGCCUUUAUUUCCAGUGUAAAAGUGUUAGAGUUCUGACUUUCUACAUUUUCAAUAAAAAUCUGAAUUCAA
Cherax quadricarinatus is the source of this 2689-nucleotide messenger RNA. RefSeq names its product long-chain fatty acid transport protein 4. Gene Ontology annotation, biological process: triglyceride homeostasis. The record is from RefSeq and is a predicted model, not a curated record. Gene Ontology annotation, molecular function: long-chain fatty acid transmembrane transporter activity; long-chain fatty acid-CoA ligase activity. Gene Ontology annotation, cellular component: endoplasmic reticulum. Lineage: Eukaryota; Metazoa; Arthropoda; Malacostraca; Decapoda; Parastacidae.